Molecule: messenger RNA, 1898 nt
Organism: Batrachochytrium dendrobatidis JAM81
Lineage: Eukaryota; Fungi; Chytridiomycota; Chytridiomycetes; Rhizophydiales
Exons: 13
Coding region: 1-1746 (581 amino acids)
Biological process (GO): apoptotic process; mitochondrial respiratory chain complex assembly
Cellular component (GO): mitochondrion; cytoplasm
Molecular function (GO): NAD(P)H oxidase H2O2-forming activity; FAD binding; protein dimerization activity
Source: RefSeq, a predicted model, not a curated record
AUGGCAUGGGCAGCUUCUCAAAGAUUGGGUUAUGUAUUGACCAAUCAUGCACUACGCAAUCCAUUACGUCGCACCGUCUUUGUUCGCUCAACCCCACUGUUCAAUAUGCGACUCCAUAAUGGAAUGUUCCAUCCUGCAGCUUCAAGGUCUGUUCAUGCUCCAGCAAAUCACAACCGUCAUGGCAACAGCGAUAAUGAUUCCAAAAAGAACAUUUCAUCUGGCACUCUUAUCCGAAUUUUGGCUGUUGCAUCGCUGUUUGCUUUUGGUCCUUUUUACCAUCUUAUUGCGUCAGAUGAAGAGACCAAAACACAAACUAAAAACACUCCUGCUACUGUUAAAAUAAAAGUUCCUACUUCAGCAACAGCAUCCUCAAAUCAGCCCAAGCCCAUCAAGGGGGUUCCAUUUGUGCAAUAUGUUCUUAUUGGUGGUGGAACUGCGUCAUACAGCGCCAUGGAGGCUAUCCGAGAGACUCAACCAGAUGCACAGAUUCUGAUCAUUUCUGAAGAGGAAUUUGUUCCAUACCAACGACCACCACUUUCAAAAGAGCUCUGGUUUGCAGAUGACACCUCGCAGCAACUUACUUUUAAAGAUUGGGAAGGCAAUCAGCGCAGUCUUUUUUAUUUUCCAAAAGAAUCCUAUCGUGUACUUUCCCUCGAUCAGAUCAGCACAUUAGAAUCGCCAUGUACCAAAAUUCAAUACUUGGCCAACACCAAAGUCGUUAAGCUGAAUCCAGAGGAUCAAACAGUUGUCCUAUCUAGCGGCGAUCGUAUUCAAUAUUCUCGGGUUUUGAUUGCUACUGGCGGUACUCCUAAAAGCCUUCCUGUAUUUGAUGGUCUUUCCGAAAAGGCAAAAUCUCGUGUUAUGACCUUCCGUGGGAUUAAAGAUUUUCAGCGUCUCGAGUCUCUUGCUAAGGAGGCCAAGACAAUUGCUGUCAUUGGAGGCGGCUUUCUUGGAAGUGAACUUGCAGUUGCACUUGCUGCUGAAACAGGCACCAAGAUUGUGCAGACUUUUCCUGAAGAUGGUAACAUGGGACUCGUGUUUCCACGCUACCUUACCAAAUGGACCACCGCUAAGCUUCGCGAAGUGGGAGUUGAUGUCAAAGAAAGCACCGUGAUUACCAAUGCUAAAGAGUCGGGCGACAAUAUUGAGCUGCAGUUCAAAAAUGGAACCUCUGUUGAUGCUGACUUGAUUGUGUUGGCUGUUGGUCUGUCGCCAAAUCAGGAACUUGCCUAUUCAUCUGGACUUGAAGUGGAUUCCAUCCGUAGUGGCAUUGUUGUAAAUGCUGAACUGGAAGCUCGUACCAAUGUUUUUGCGGCUGGAGAUGUUACCAGCUAUCAUGAUAUUGCACUUGGUCGUCGCCGUGUGGAGCACUACGAUCAUGCUGUGAUGAGCGGACGUAUGGCUGGAUUUAAUAUGACUGGUGUCAAGAAACCCUACACACACCAAACUAUGUUUUGGAGCGAUCUUGGACCCAACAUUAGCUAUGAAGCUGCUGGAAUCAUUGACUCCAAGCUACCUACCGUAGGUGUUUGGGCUAAAAAAGGAAAGGAUGCACCAACCGAAGAAGAAACCGAGGAGUUUGGCAAAGGAGUUGUAUUCUAUCUAUCUUCUAGCAAAAAAGUCAUUGGAGUGCUGACAUGGAACGUGUUUGGCAAGAUGGAUUUGGCUCGCAAAAUCAUACGCGAAGCCAAAUCUCAUGCCGACAUUGAUGGCUUGGCACGUAUGUUUGACAUUCAUAGUAGCUAAUAUUACAUGAGUGAUCUUUCUAUCGGGUAGUAUUUCGAUCCAACAGCAAUAUGAAUGACUUUAUGCACUGGUAGCUUUUGUUGAAAGUGAUGAUACUCACUAUUGCCAUUGGUUCGUACUGCAAUCGCUAAAAUAAUAUCAAGUCUUGUAAU